GGAAAUAGCUGUCCAAAAGCAAACGGACAAGUCAAAAGCUCUCUCCUCCCUUAGAAGUUUUUAACAUGUUUCGCUCUCUCAGUGCUGGUACCAAUGCUUCUCUGCAUCUUCUCUCUUUCUCUCUCGGGCGGUUCUGGUUAAGAGGGAAGCUUUAUUAGGGGCAUGAAAAUUGUCAUUUCUUCUUUCUAGAGAUUAGUAUAUUUAGUCCUUUGUCUUUCUUUCAUUAUCCUUUCACUCUGCUUCACCUCCUUCCCCUGCUGUUCUCUGCUGAAGCGGGUUUUAUUUAUUUUUCUAUUCCUUGGAUUCCAAGGGAAGCCACUCCUCUCUCUCUCUCUCUCUCCCUCCCUCCCCCCUCUUAUAGCUCAGGAGGCUUGGAUUCCUGGAGAAGCUUGCUACAGGAGAGCGAUGAGUGUUACGAAGUUCAUCAAAUGUGUUACUGUGGGAGAUGGAGCAGUGGGGAAGACCUGUAUGUUGAUCUGUUACACGAGCAACAAGUUUCCCACAGAUUAUAUUCCUACUGUGUUUGACAACUUCAGUGCAAAUGUUUGUGUUGAUGGAAGCAUUGUCAACUUAGGGCUUUGGGACACUGCAGGCCAGGAAGAUUAUAGCAGAUUGAGGCCACUUAGUUAUAGAGGAGCAGAUAUUUUUGUUCUGGCCUUUUCUUUGAUCAGUAGGGCAAGCUAUGAGAAUGUUCUGAAGAAGUGGAUGCCUGAACUUCGUCGUUUUGCACCAAAUGUUCCAAUUGUGCUUGUUGGAACUAAAUUAGAUCUACGCGAUGACAAAGGGUAUCUUGCUGAUCAUCCUGGCGCUGUCGCAAUCACUUCGGCACAAGGAGAAGAACUCAGGAAACAAGUUGGGGCUGCUGCAUACAUAGAAUGCAGUUCAAAGACACAGCAGAAUGUCAAAUCUGUUUUUGAUACUGCAAUCAAAGUUGUUCUCCAACCUCCAAGGAAAAGGGAGAUUUCUAAGAAGAAGAAGAGGCGGAGUUCUGGUUGCUUGAUGAUGAAUUUGAUAUGUGGAGGAACCUGUGAUGCCUGAGACAAGCGGCAACUGAUUAUUGCAGGCUUUGUCUAUCAGUAAAACACUUUUCAUGACUGAAGGUAGGAACUUCUUUUUGGAAAAUAGUAAGCUGAGAAGCAUUUUGUUGUUUGAUAGGCUGAACUUUUGGAUCCCUUUGCUUAAAAUGUUAGCAGUUUGGUUCUUUCUAUAAUGCUUUAUAGUUUGUACUUUUUCGUUUCUUUUAGGCAUAUGAAAUACUUCUCAUACUAAUCUGAAUAUCAAUCUGCUAUUGGCACUUGAUAGAUAUGCUUGACAUGUUCAGAGUUCCCAUUUAUGGAGCUUUGCAAUCAU
This is a messenger RNA of Dendrobium catenatum, 1350 nucleotides long. Its product is annotated as rac-like GTP-binding protein 2. NCBI's taxonomy places the organism in Eukaryota, Viridiplantae, Streptophyta, Magnoliopsida, Asparagales, Orchidaceae. The coding region runs from base 406 to 1038 and encodes 210 amino acids. The record is from RefSeq and is a predicted model, not a curated record. Gene Ontology annotation, cellular component: cytoskeleton; cytoplasmic vesicle; cell projection. Gene Ontology annotation, biological process: regulation of cell shape; establishment or maintenance of cell polarity; actin filament organization. Gene Ontology annotation, molecular function: GTP binding; GTPase activity; protein kinase binding. The transcript is spliced from 8 exons.